Messenger RNA from Rasamsonia emersonii CBS 393.64, 954 nucleotides. Its product is annotated as Hydrolase, TatD family protein. Gene Ontology annotation, cellular component: cytosol. The transcript is spliced from 5 exons. The coding region runs from base 1 to 954 and encodes 317 amino acids. The record is from RefSeq and is a predicted model, not a curated record. Lineage: Eukaryota; Fungi; Ascomycota; Eurotiomycetes; Eurotiales; Trichocomaceae. Gene Ontology annotation, molecular function: 3'-5'-DNA exonuclease activity.
AUGGGGGAAGAAAAUAAGCAACUGAGAUAUAUCGAUAUUGGCAUCAACCUGGGUGAUCCGGUGUUUCGAGGAAACUAUAACGGAAAACAAGUCCAUGAAGACGACUUGGCGGACAUUAUAGAGCGUGCCCGCAAUGUCGGGUGCGAAAAGUUCAUGGUGACAGGCUCUGAUUUGGAGGAAUCAAAGCAUGCUGUACAACUUGCCCGUGAAUAUCCGGGCUUUUGCUAUGCCACCGUCGGGGUUCACCCAUGUCAGGCAAAGCUUUUCGAUAGCUUUCCAGGGGGGCCCUCGAAAAUGCUCGAGCAACUCAAAGAGCUGGCGCUGAAGUCGAAGGAGGCCGGCCUUGCGGUGGCCUUCGGCGAGAUCGGACUCGACUAUGACCGCUUAUUUUUGAGCGGCAAGGAACAGCAGCUUAAAUAUUUCGAAGCACAACUGGACCUGGCCAUCGAGAUUCAGCUUCCGCUUUUCCUGCACUCUCGAGCAGCCAGCGAGGACUUUGAAAGGCUCCUAGCACCAAGGCUCGAGAAGCUUCCCAAGAAGGGACUCGUCCACAGUUUCACAGGAACGCUGGAGGAAAUGCAACGGCUGGUGGAUCUGGGUCUCGACAUUGGGGUGAAUGGAUGCAGCAUGAAGACGGAGGAGAACCUGGAAGUAGUCAAAGCAAUCCCGUUGGACCGACUCCAGAUCGAGACUGACGGGCCAUGGUGUGAGAUUCGCCCGUCCCAUGCUUCAGCCAAAUAUUUGGAUGACGCCCCGGCGUUGCCAAAGGCCGUUAAGAAGGAGAAAUGGCAGAAAGGCUGCAUGGUCAAGGGGAGGAAUGAACCUGCCGCCAUCAUCCAUGUCGCCCAUGUAAUCGCGAAGGUCAAGGGUAUUUCCGUGGAAGAGGUUUGCGAAGCAUUCUUUGUUCCGGUUAAUGAUAUAUGCAUCGUGGGUCUAGACACUAGAGGCGAAUGA